AUGAUUUAUCUAAUAGUCAUAAUUUCCGCAAUCGGUUUGGUAGUGUCAUUCUUUUUAUCCUUUCUCAUAUAUAAAAUAUUUGUUGAAGAUAACGACUUUCUGAGUUAUGAAUCAAUCAAUGAUAUAUUCCACUCUGCUGACAUUGAUCAAGAGUUCUUGAAUGAUGAAGAAGCGUUAAUUAACCUAGCAAAUGAAUAUGACUUCACCGUACUUUCACCCGAGGAACAGCAAUCUUUUUUAAAAGGUGAAGAAUUCACGAAGCUACAUCAACCCUCUGAUAAUGCAAGGGGUAAAUCAUUCACUCGUCAAGAUGAACUAAUCAUCAAAGAUUGCGGAAUCAAUGCAUUCGAGUUUGAACAGGAGAGAGACAUUCUUACUGCGCGAUAUAUUGUGGAAGAUCGAACCGAAGUAAACUUUCUUAAUAAUGACACCUCAUAUUCAACGGCAACGGCGGUUCUUAACCUCCCAUUACCGACACUUAAUCGAACACCAGAUACCAUCUACUUUGAAGUCAAGAUUUACGAGUUUAAUGCCGAUAUACCUAAUGCUCAUCUUGCAAUCGGCCUAGUUACAAAGCCAUAUCCUUCCGGAUUUCGACUUCCCGGGUAUAACAAUUUUUCAUUGGCAUAUGAAUCAACAGGAAAUCUUAAGAUAAACAAACCUUUUCCCACGCCGUUGCAACAGCAUAAUGGAGACCUGAGUUUGUAUAAUGCCCGCGUUCUACCCCCGUUGAGACAAUCAGAUGUGAUCGGGAUUGGCUACGUUGUCCCUUCAGGCACACUAUUCCUUACAAAGAAUGGAAGAAAGUUAAUGGAUAUAAUGAAAGGAUGCUACGUUGAUUUGUAUCCAGCAAUAGGAUGCUUUUCUACCAAUGCUAAAUUUCAAACCAACUUAGGACAAAUGGGAUUUGUGUGGAUUGAAGCUAACGUGCGUAGAUAUGGCUUCUUCUCUACUAGUGAUAGAAAAUUAAAAGGAGAGAGAGGUCUUGCCUCCUUACCAGAAUAUGGAAAUACCAAACUACAGAACGAUAAACUAUUGGACAAAGGUGAAGAACUUCCACCUGAUUAUCCAGAUGAGGAAAUUGACUUUUUUGGGCGAGUGAUUAUCGGAUCGUCAUCCAAAUUUCAUCAAAAGAAACUUGAUGAGAAUUCACUGUAUGAACCAAAGGAAUAA
Molecule: messenger RNA, 1173 nt
Organism: Sungouiella intermedia
Lineage: Eukaryota; Fungi; Ascomycota; Pichiomycetes; Serinales; Metschnikowiaceae
Source: the annotation of a GenBank genome assembly